Messenger RNA from Penicillium nucicola, 231 nucleotides. RefSeq lists its product as uncharacterized. Bases 1 to 231 code for a protein of 76 amino acids. The record is from RefSeq and is a predicted model, not a curated record. The transcript has a single exon. NCBI's taxonomy places the organism in Eukaryota, Fungi, Ascomycota, Eurotiomycetes, Eurotiales, Aspergillaceae. Gene Ontology annotation, molecular function: hydrolase activity.
AUGCGGUUUGACACUCUUGCCCUUUUGCCAUUGGCAGCUCAGGCUGUCAACAUCAUCUCAUCCAACGACGAUGGUUGGGCCGAGGUCAAUAUCCGCGCGCUGUUCGAGUCGCUAGGAGGAGCGGGACAUUCAGUUGUGGUUUCUGCUCCGGCUGAAAACCAGAGCGGCACCGGCAUGUCAUCUGAAUCUCUAGAUUAUGCUGUUUCUGACAAGUUCCAGGAUCCAAAAUGA